UUUCUUUCAGCUCUUUGGGAUCGUGCUCGGCUCCGACAGCUUGCAAUCUACUUCUCGUCUAGCUUCUCGAGAGAGGGAGAGAUGCAUCUAAGCGAGAACGAGGGGAUUGAGGGGAAUCGCUUUGUAGUAACAGGUGGCCUAGGGUUUGUGGGAGCGGCGCUGUGCCUCGAGCUAGUGAGGAGGGGGGCAGAGGAGGUGCGAUCUUUCGAUACUCGCUACAGCUCGCCCUGGUCCCUCGACCUUCAAAAGAAUGGCGUCCGCUGCAUUCGAGGCGAUGUAUCUCAGAGAAUGAACCUGAAGGAAGCUCUUAAGGGAGCAAAUUGUGUUUUCCACCUUGCCUCGUAUGGUAUGUCAGGUAAGGAGAUGCUUCAGGCAAGUCGAAUUGAUGAAGUCAACAUAAAUGGAACUUGCAAUGUAUUGGAUGUGUGCCACGAAGUUGGGAUCAAGAGGCUUGUCUAUGUGAGUACAUACAAUGUAGUUUUUGGAGGAAAGGAGAUCGUUAACGGCAAUGAGUCACUGCCCUACUAUUCUAUUGAUGACCAUGUUGAUCCAUAUGGGCGUAGCAAGUCUAUUGCAGAACAACUGGUCUUGAAGAGUAAUGGCCGUCCAUCCAAGAAAAGGAGCGGUAUUCGUCUUUAUACUUGUGCAAUCCGUCCUGCUGCUAUCUAUGGACCUGGAGAAGAGAGGCACUUUCCAAGGAUACUCUUCCUCGCACAGAUGGGCCUUGCAUUUUUUAAAGUUGGAGAUUCAAGUGUGAAGACAGAUUGGGUUUAUGUGGACAACCUUGUAUUAGCCCUUAUAUUGGCAAGCAUGGGUCUUCUGGAUGACAUUCCGGGCAGGAAGGGACAUCCCAUUGCUGCUGGACAAGCAUAUUUCAUAUCUGAUGGAUCACCUGUAAACACUUUCAAUUCCAUCAUCAACCCCGUGUUUAAAAGGCUGGACUAUGAUGUACCAAAAAUUACUAUUAGCGUUAAGCACGCACUUCUAAUGUCACGAAUAUGCUGGUUCAUAUGCAUGUUUCUUUACCCUUGGCUCAAUCGUCCAUGGGUUCCUGGGCCUCUUAUUCUUCCCGCUGAAGUUUACAAGAUUGGGGUGACACAUUACUUCUCCUAUAUGAAGGCAAAGGAAGAACUCGGUUAUACUCCCAUGACAAGCCCUUGUGAAGGCUUAGCUAAAACAAUCUCAUAUUGGAAGGAUAGAAAGCAAAGAGACGUACCUCGCCCUAACAUUUUUAUAUGGAUCUCUGUUAUUGUCGGGAUGUCUUCUUUAUUCUACACAGCCUUCCUACCAACUUUUUGGCCGCUAAAGUGGUUGAAUUCUCUCGCUCUGUUCAUCUUCAGAUCGGUAUCAAACCUCCGAUUACUUUUCUAUAUUGCAGUAUUACUUCAUGUGGGUGAAGCCAUUUAUGUUUGGUUCCGAGCUAGGAGAGUGGAUUCUGCAAAUGCUACAGGUUGGUUCUGGCAGACAUUUAUUCUCGGCUUCUCGUCUACAAAACUAUUCCUGAGACGAGCCAGCCAGGCAUAACUUCAACCUUUUCGAUGGUAAUUUCUCUUUUCUGGUCUGUAUUUGUGAUCUCAUAAACAUCGUUUCCAAUGGAGUUAGAACUAUCCUGCAAAUGCCUAAAAUUUCAUAAACAGACUAGUUUUUUUUUGUUAGAAUUAGGCGUGCCGAAGUUUGAAUGCAUUGUUUUAGCUUAACGUUUACUACUGCUCAUAGAUCUAAAUGACCUAUAUAUUUAUAGUAUUGGGAUAUACCUGUAAUUAUAAUCUCUUCUGA
Phalaenopsis equestris is the source of this 1776-nucleotide messenger RNA. Its product is annotated as short-chain dehydrogenase/reductase family 42E member 1. The coding region runs from base 82 to 1524 and encodes 480 amino acids. The record is from RefSeq and is a predicted model, not a curated record. Gene Ontology annotation, biological process: steroid biosynthetic process. Lineage: Eukaryota; Viridiplantae; Streptophyta; Magnoliopsida; Asparagales; Orchidaceae. Gene Ontology annotation, molecular function: 3-beta-hydroxy-Delta5-steroid dehydrogenase (NAD+) activity. The transcript has 5 exons.